Molecule: messenger RNA, 4203 nt
Organism: Linnemannia hyalina
Lineage: Eukaryota; Fungi; Mortierellomycota; Mortierellomycetes; Mortierellales; Mortierellaceae
Source: the annotation of a GenBank genome assembly
AUGCGGCCAAGACAGAACGAUAACGACAACAACGACGACGCACGAAGCACCAACAGCACGCUUGUAAAUGCCGGCAUGAACUCUGCUAACGAACAGGAAGACGACACCGAGGUGAUCAUCCAAGAUGUCCGAGACGGCUUCAGGAGACAGGGCGAAGUCCUCGACGGCGACGAGGACGAGUCCUACCUCUUCCGCCACGGCUUCGAACUCGACUUUGACGAGAACGGCCUCCCUCCAGAGCACGUCUACUACAUGUUCUACACCGACAAGCGACACGAGGUCACUACAGGACACGACGCAGAGAUCACCCUCAGGGAAUGGGACCCGCUCCAGGACUGGCGCAUGCGAGAAAAGCUCAAGACCAUUUCGGUCGCCCUGGUCCUCUGCCUCAACAUCGGUAUCGACCCCCCAGAUGUCGUAAAGACCAACCCUUGCGCCAAACUCGAGGCCUGGAUCGACCCCUUUCUCCUCCCUGUCCCAAAAUCACUGGAAAACAUUGGAAAGGCGCUUCAGGCCCAGUAUGAGGUGUGGCAACCCCGCGCCCGUUACAAGGCUGCGCUGGAUCCCUCAAUGGAGGACACCAAGAAGCUGUGCUGCGUGUUGAGACGCAACGCCAAGGAGGAGCGUAUCCUCUUUCACUAUAACGGACACGGAGUCCCCAAACCAACGUCCAGCGGCGAGAUUUGGGUCUUCAACAAAAACUAUACCCAAUAUAUACCCGUGUCCUUGUUGGAUCUCCAGAGCUGGCUUGGAUCGCCCUGCAUCUACGUCUACGACUGCUCCGCUGCAGGGAACAUCCUCCUCUCCUUCAAUCGCUUUGCCGAAAAACGCGAUUUGGAUGCCGCCAAGCAGGCAUCACCCCAACCUCCAGGAACUGUCCCCGCACCCCCUCUUCGAGACUGCAUCCAACUAGCCGCCUGUGGACCCGACGAAUGGCUGCCUAUGAACCCUGACCUUCCCGCCGAUAUCUUUACAGCCUGUCUGACCACACCCAUCGAGAUUGCCCUUCGUUGGUUUGUCCUCCAACACCCUCUCCUCCACAACGUCACUGUCGACAUGGUCACCCGAAUUCCAGGAAAGCUGAACGAUCGCAGGACCCCACUUGGAGAGCUCAACUGGAUCUUUACAUCCAUCACGGAUACGAUCGCAUGGAACGUCCUCUCUCGCGAUUUAUUCAAGACAUUGUUCAGGCAGGAUCUCAUGGUGGCCGCGUUAUUCCGCAACUACCUGCUGGCCGACCGCAUCAUGCGAUCUCAGAAGUGCACGCCCAUGUCUUCCCCAGCAUUACCUCCAACACACCAGCACCCCAUGUGGGACUCUUGGGACCUUGCCCUUGACAUGUGCCUUGCCCAGUUGCCGGCGUUGCUCCAGUCGGAAGGAAGCGCGUCGCCAGUAGAAUACCAGCCGAGCAUGUUCUUUACCGAGCAACUAAUGGCGUUUGAAGUCUGGCUGGGCCAUGGCAGUCCCUCACAUGAGGCACCGGAGCAGCUGGCGAUUGUGCUCCAAGUGUUGCUGAGUCAAGUUCAUCGUCUUCGUGCCCUUCUCCUCCUGAGUCAGUUCUUGGACCUCGGACCCUGGGCUGUCAACCAUGCACUGGCAGUCGGUAUCUCUCCUUACGUCCUCAAGCUCCUCCAGAGUCCAGCCGCCGAUCUCAAGCCGGUCUUGGUCUUUAUUUGGGCGCGACUUUUGGCUGUCGACCGGUCCUUCCAGAACGACUUGCUCAAGGACAGUGGAUUUGUUUACUUUGUCGGCAUUUUAGGCGUCAAUGCGGGCAUGCCUCUCCGAAAUGUGUCUGAGCACCGUGCCAUGUGCGCAUUCAUUCUCGCCACGUUCUGCCGCGAUUUCCCACAAGGACAGCAGGCCUGUUUGAAACAGCAAGUCAUCCAGUACUGUCUCACCCAUGUGGCAGAUGGCGACCACCUCUUGAGACAAUGGGCGUGCUUGUGCAUCGGUCAGCUCUGGAGGAACUACAAUGAGGCCAAGGGUGUCGGUCUUCAGCUUCUUGCCCAUGAGAGGUUGACGAUGAUCCUCUCUGACCCUAUCCCAGAGGUCCGGGCGGCAGCAAUGUGGUCUUUGGGCACCUUUGUCAGCAACUUGGAUCACAACGAGCAGGUGAUCCAGUUGCAGAACAGUCUGGCGAUGAGUGCUCUUGUCGCCACCACCGAUGCCUCUCCGAUCGUUCGCAAAGAGCUCGUCAUCUUUUUGUCAUCGCUGGUGUUUGACCACCUAAACGUUUUUAUCACGGUCGCGUCGGAGUUGUUGUCAUCGGAGCAUCAGUUGGCUGGAUCUGGAGGCAAGCGGGAACAAAAGUUCAAGGUUGUGGACGAUCGACAGGACAAGACAGGACAACAGGCGGUUUAUGCGGUCAUCUGGAAGGCGCUCCUUUGCCUCUCUGUUGACUCGAACCGAGGCGUUGCCGCAGCUGCAUCCAAGUUGGUCGACUAUGUCAACUUCCAGCUUCUCUCCGGACCCAUUGCCCAAACUCUGACGUCGGCACUGCAGCAACAUGCGCUGAAGACUCAGUCGCUCACAUCGUCGUCUAUGGGCUCUCUCCAGCAGUCGAACCUGCCUCAGUCUAAUCCAGAUCGCUCCUACUCCAGCACAACUCUGAGCCACCGGACAGCGACCAAGAUGGCCAACACAUUGAAGCGAUCAGCAUCUCUUGCCGUCACGCUGAAGAACUAUAUCCCUGGCUACUCGAGCAGCCCCAACCCGGAAAGCUCAAAGCAGGGAUCGGCCGGUUCCUCCGCAUCAACUGCAAGGUCCGCUCAGGAGUCAGGAUACGGUGCCGCGACAGAUUCCAGGCAACCCAGUGGCGGAGUCGGCGGAUCGACGCGAUCUGCAGGAAGCGGUGCUCCACGGCCUCGCUCUGUCCAUGGUGAUAUUGGCUACAUUCAGUCGUCUCCCUCCUUUGCUCCGCUGCCACCCACCAAUGGUGCCGCGACCGGAUAUGGAAUAACUACGAACGGAUCCACCGACCCUAACCAUCCGGAAGCUCGACCUCAGCUGGAUUCGGUCUUUUACGACUGGUGCUGCGAGUACUUUUUGGAGCCGCAAAUGAAGGGCGUUGAGGGCGAUGAACCCGGAAGUGUAAACUAUAAUGAACGACUCUGGCGCCGUGUGCGGAACGAAAAGAUCAUAUACGAGUGCCAUCCUCAACGAGAGCAAGCUGGCUCCAGCAAAUGGGAUACGAAUGUGCAGUCGAUGAAUAACGAGUCGGCGGCGAUGCAUUUGGUCAUGCACUCUUACGAGCCACACAUGGUCAUUGCCGACGACAAGCGGAAUCUCAGUGUCUGGAACUGGAAGGAGGGUCAAUUACUGAACCGAUUCUCCAACUCGAACCCAAGGGGCACAUCGAUCACCAGCGUCAAGUUCAUCAACGAAGAAGAUGUCGCCAUGCUUCUUGUCGCAUCUGGAGAGGGUGUGGUGAGGUUGUAUCGCAAAUACGACGAGCAGAACCAGACUGACAUUGUGACCUCGUGGCGCGUGUUGACAGACAUGCUUCCGAGCAGCAAGGGCACUGGUACUAUCACGGACUGGCAACAGGGACGAGGCGCGCUGUUGGUGGGUGGUGAUGCUCGUGUGAUCCGCGUUUGGGAUGCCGCCCGCGAGUUCUGCAUAAGCGACAUUCCAACGAGAUCGGGUGCACCAGUGACAAGUAUUACGAGUGACCAGGUGUCGGGCAAUAUUUUUGUAGUUGGAUUCGGCGAUGGGGCAGUGAGAGUGUAUGAUCGACGACAGCCUCAGCACGACGCGAUGGUGAUGACAUGGAAGAAGCACAAGUCGUGGAUCCAGAACGUGCGGAUGCAACGAGGAGGGUUCCGGGAAUUGAUCUCAGGCAGUGUUGAUGGAACGAUCAAGGUAUGGGAUGUGCGACAGCAGGAAGCUUUGAGGACUAUUCCUGUCCGAGAUACCGUCUCUGCCCUCGACCUCCACCACCACGCCCCCGUUGUUGCCUGUGGAACACCGUCGCAGUAUAUCAAGGUGUGGAAUGUGAAUGGGGAUGGACUGUCGACGGUGCGAUCUUACUCGGGAUUGUUUGGACAGAGACAGGCCAAGGUGACCAGCUUAGGAUUCCACCCACACGAGUAUGUGUUUGGAGUGGGAGGUGAUGAUGGGUGGGUGUCUGUCCUGGGCUGGUCAGGCACGAGCAACAUGUCGCAGCAACAACAGCAACAGCAACACCUGUACCAGCCGCAAUAG